Molecule: messenger RNA, 2223 nt
Organism: Morone saxatilis (striped sea-bass)
Lineage: Eukaryota; Metazoa; Chordata; Actinopteri; Moronidae
Gene: ano10a
Product: anoctamin 10a
Exons: 14
Coding region: 271-2208 (645 amino acids)
Biological process (GO): chloride transmembrane transport
Cellular component (GO): plasma membrane
Molecular function (GO): chloride channel activity
Source: RefSeq, a predicted model, not a curated record
GGCAGUAGCCUGGCAGCCUAGCGGGCGCAGAGGCGCUGUAACGUUGGUGGGUGUGACAGCUGAAGUUUGCUGCGCCGCUUCGUGACGUGGAACAUAACUGAAGUCCACCACAGUGUCUCCACACUACACAGACAUGUCCUCUAACAUCUGAUCUGACUGUCCACAGAUCAGCAGGGCCAGCUCCCGCUCCCGCCCCGAGGCUGCUGGAACAAAGCCGUUUCCCCUACACACACACACACACACACGGAUCUGGGAGCCCAGGCAGAGGGGAUGACGCUGCAGGGGUCAGUAGACAGCAGUGGCUCCAGGUUCACUCCUCUGGUGGUGCUGGAGCUGGCCUCAGACACCAAGGAGGAAGCCAUUGCAUGGCUACUGAGCAGGAUAAGAGACAAACAGCAGAAUGGAGGUGCUGAGCUGCUGGUGGACCAGCUGGGCCCUGGGGCCGGGGCUCAGGAGAAGGAAAACCCUAACAUGUUUCUGGUGGGAGCUACGCAGCAGAGGCUGCUCUCCGGUGCUGAGGAGGUGGGGCUCUUCAAGGAGUUCAAUGAUGGAUCCAUGAGAGGCUUCACCUUCGCCAACAAACACAACUUCACAGACUUUAAAGGGGACGGGGACAGCUUCCUUAGCAUGGCCGAGUGUCAGUACAUCAUUAAGCACGAGCUGGACACAUUAAGAGCCAAAGAUGAGACUCAUGUACCAGGACACACCCAGGCCAAGCUCUACCCGGGGAAAUCCAUCAUUCGCAGACUGCAGUCCAAGGGGAUCCUGGUCCAGAUUUUUCCUCUGCACGAACAGGAGGAACUCAAGAGACUGUGUUUUUCUUGGUACAAAAAGGUGAAGUUGUCCUUUCAGCCUCUCGAUAACAUCAGACACUAUUAUGGUGAGGGUCUGGCCCUCUACUUUGGCUUCCUGGAAUACUUUACCUUUGCCCUGGUGCCUAUGGCUCUCAUUGGAGUGCCUUACUACGUGUUUGACUGGGAGGACUACGACAAAUAUGUUGUCUUUGCUGUGUUCAACUUGGUCUGGUGCACUGUUAUUUUAGAGUUAUGGAAGCGUUGCAGCUCCUCACUAGCUUACCAAUGGGGCACACUGAGCAGGAAGAAGGCCUUUGAAGAGCCUCGUCCCGGUUUCCACGGCGUCCUUGGGUUCAACCCCGUGACGGGCCGCGAGGAGCCUCUCUACCCCAACGCCAAGAGGCUGCUACGCAUCUACCUCGUGUCCCUGCCCUUCGUCCUGCUCUGCCUCUACCUGUCCCUCUAUGUCAUGAUGAUCUACUUUCAGAUGGAGGGAUGGGCACUGUCAAUCCACGACGAGGACCCCACAUUCUGGACGGGAAUUCUGUUAUUCAUCCCCAGUAUUAUCUACGCUGUGGUCAUAGAGAUUAUGAACCUCAUCUACAGAUACGCUGCUGAGUUCCUCACUGAGUGGGAAAAUCACAGGCUAGAGUCUUCAUAUCAGAAUCACCUGGUCCUCAAAGUAUUAGUAUUCAACUUCUUCAACUGUUUCGCCUCACUCUUCUACAUCGCCUUUGUGAUGCAGGACAUGGUGCUGCUCAGACAGAGUCUGGCCACAUUGCUGAUCACCAGUCAGAUCUUGAAUCAGUUCAUGGAGGCCUUCCUGCCUUACUGGCUUCAGAGGAGACGCAACAAGAAGUCGAUCCGCAAAGUCCAGAACAGACAAACUCUGGGCGAAAAAGAGCUUCCUCUGACCGAUCAGGUCCGGCUGGAGGCCGACAUGAGCACGUACCUGGGUACGUUUGACGACUACCUGGAGCUGUUCCUGCUGUUCGGUUAUGUCAGUCUGUUCUCCUGCGUCUACCCUCUGGCUGCCGUGCUGGUGGUGUUGAACAACAUCACAGAGGUUUACUCUGAUGCCUUCAAGAUGUGCCGUGUGUUCAAACGACCCUUCUCUGACCCGGCAGCAAACAUAGGCGUCUGGCAGCUCGCCUUUGAGGCCAUGAGUGUGAUAGCUGUUGUGACCAACUGUGCGCUGAUCGGCAUGUCUCCACAAGUCAAGGCUUACUUCCCCGAGUCAGAGACACAGCUCAUACUGUGGACGGUGGUCAUUGAGCAUGGGCUGCUGGCCUUCAAGUUCAUCCUGAGCUUCGUCAUCCCAGAUGUCCCCAAACACAUCCAGAUCAAACUGGCCCGCCUGGAGUUUGAAUCUCUGGAGGCUCUCAAGAAAAAGAGACAGGUCCAUGGAGGGUGAGUAGCUCUGGUUAUG